AUGGCCAGGUCGCAGAGCGGCUCCUUUCAUCCAGAGUUGCUCUCGACCUUGCGCCCGUUGCCACCACAGGCAGAGCUGGGAGACGAUCGCACAGAGUUUCCAGUUGAGCAAUUCCAGAAACCUGCGCUGAACGGACCGUCGCCUCCUGGUGUCGGUCCCCAGCUUCGUGCCGCCUGGGGCCGUGUAGAAGCGCUACUGGGAGAGACCCACCUCCCGGAGACCUUUAAGUGGGAGGCGCUCCGCCGGGUCCGGAACUUCUACGGGGAGCUUCAGGACUUAGCGGAAGGGGUUGGACAAGCUCCUGCUGAGGGGAGUGGACAAGAGGCCAAAGACGGGGUGGCAGCCCCGUCUUUGGCUGUUGAGGGGAGUGAGCAACCUAGCCUCCCACUUACUCCUGGGAACAACUGCUCCGGAGACCUAGCAGUAGAGGAAUUCAAGGCAAAGGAGGCCACCACAAAGGAGAAAAAGAGAAAGAGUGAGGCAUCGUCAAAAGAGGAGCGAAAGAAAAAGAAAGAGCGGCGUGAGAAGAAAAAAGACAAGGAGAGGAGAAGAAAAGCCAAAGAGAAAUCACUGGAGACAGUCACACCUCCUGCAACACCGGUAAGAGACAGAGAGCCUAGUAGAACAAGAGAAGAGGGAGAAAAGCCUCCCGCAGAAAGUACAUCUGGAUUAGAAGUUGAGGAGAACAUAGAUAAAAGGAGUGGAGAGAUCAGAGAGCAAGAGGGCGAAGCAAGAGGGGAAGAGGAGACAGCAGGUCCACCAGAGCUAGGUCAUCUGGCCGACGCCCUCCCCCGGAGGCCUGCCGCAGCGAAGCCAGCGCCGAGACGAGCAGUGUUGCGGCGCCCUGCAGCAAGAGGAGAGGCUGGGGCGGCUGACGCAGAGGGAGAAGUUUCUCCUGUCCUAACUCCCGGCGAGUGGGAGAAAAAAUUUGAGGCGGGAGACAUCAUACCCGCCUCUGCAUACCCCUUGGGUUCCUUCAAGAAAGGGGAUUGGAUUCAAAGUGAAAAAGCCAACUACAGUGGUGAGGUCUGCAAAGUAGCUUUGAAAGUAGAAAAGGUGUCGGUGGAGGACGGAGAGGCUGAAGCUACAGUCAUUGUGACUGGAACUCAGUCGGAAAACCUCCUGAAAUUUGUGUCUGGGCAGCCAGGCAUAAAGCUCAGGGCACAUUUGUGCCAUAGAGAUUGCGACCAGCUGAGGAGCAAUCCUGAUCUUCUUCACCUUAAAGACUUUCAGCGCAUCAAGCCAGGCAGUGUGACAGGAUGGGAAGAGAAUCUCAUUGCGGUCGACGAGAACGCAGAGCUGAGGAGAGAGAUGAAAGAGAAGACAGACAAGAAAGAAAAGAAAGAAAAGGAAGCAGCGGAGGAGUCAAGCCAGAGUGGAGAGUCCAAGAAGGCGAGAAAAAGAAAGAAGAAAAAGAAAGAGAGGAAAGAGAAAAAGAAAAAAGUGGGGGGCCGAAGCCAGGCCAAGAAACCCCUGGAGGCUCUGUACGGGAAUACGGGGCUCGAUCCGGACAGCAAAAAGAGGAAAAGGAUUGUGGCCCGGAUGAAAAAGAAGUUAAAAAAGGCAAAAACCUCGUCCAGCAGUUCGUCGGCGAGUUCCAGCACCAGCACCUCGGAGGGGGAGACAGUGGAGGACGACUUGCUGCAGGACAGGUCAAAGUUGCAGAAGAUUGCAACGAUGGCCCCAGGAGUCUUGGCGGCAUCGUCGCUGCAGACCAUGAAGUCUUACAUCAUGCAGAGCAGCGGCAACCCGUGGCAUUUGGAAGAAGGGAGUCUCCCCCCAGUGCUUUCACAGUAUGCCAGGCAGUACCUUUUGGGGAAAGCCAGUGGUGGGAUUCGUCGAGAAAUAGAGACGUUGGUGUGCAUUGGAGAUUAUCUCCUGCUGGGCAGGGCAGCGGAGGCCUGCGACUGCCUUGUGCAGCGAGUGAAGAGCUUAGAGAUGACCCUGGCGGGCCAGAGCUGGGCCACGAGUCAGAAACUAGAAAUAAUCCCCAAUGUGGACGCUGGAGUGGCGUCAAGGGCAGAACUCCAGUUAGCCCAGAAGGAGGCAGCACUCGACAUGAAGGCGAAAGGGAGCAGUCCCGCCUGGCCAAGAGACAAAGGAAAAGGGAAAGGCAAGGACAAGGAAGGAGGAAAGGACAAGGGCAAAAACAAAGGAAAAGCUCCCGAGGAGCUGCCACUCCUCCUGGUAGUGUGCAUGAAUCUUCUCCCGAUGUGGAUGAAGGUACAGCUGACGACAGCCAAGGCACAGGCUUGGGCCGCGCCAAUGCUGGAAAAAGUUGGGUGGGAAAAUGUCAGCCCUGCGUUGCCUGUUGAGAUUGGAGGGGUGGAGUUAGAGAAGGUGGUUGAGCUGGGUUCUCAUCACUAUGCGCUUAAUUUCGACACGUACCUGUUGGCGCCAGAAGAUCAGGUCUAUGUGCGCCCCCCGCGCGUGAUGGUUGCACCAGAGUGCUGGGAUGCUUUUUGCGAUAAUAUGUUGCAGAGGGGAGUCUUUAGCAUGGUGCAUGAAGACGAGAUCUAUCGGGUUCAGGAUAAGCCCCUUCUUAACGGGUUAUUCGGGGUGUCUAAGCACGAGUUUGAGGGGAACUACGAGGUGAUGAGGGUCAUUAUGAACCUUGUGCCGGUGAAUGCGGUAUGUCGAGGGUUGGACAGCGACAUUGCUACCUUGCCGUCAAUUUCUGGGAUGACGCCUUUGGAACUUUUGUGUGAUGAGGAUCUGGUGAUUUCCAGUGAGGAUGUACGAUGUUUCUUUUACAUCUUCAAGAUCCCCCCUAGCUGGCAUCGCUUCAUGGCUUUCAAUCGUCCUCUUCCUGCUCGACUCUGUGGAGAUAAACCUGGAGUAUGGUACCCGUGUCAUGUUUCACCGUUGGUUUCUAGUUUACGGGAGGAGUAUGCAUUGCUGAAGGUUCCCCGUCACCCUAGAAAAGGGGUGGCGAGUCAAACUCUUGCUGAAGUUCAAGGUGCGGUGGUUGAUGGUAAAGCCGGAAUUGCGUAUCCCAAGCAGGAGAAGGUUCUCAGGUACGCUUAUUUGACCAGGCUUGUGCUUGAAGCAGGUGAAGCCACACAGAAACAGAUGCAGAUUGUCGGUGGAGGCUUGGUUUAUUUGGCGAUGUUCAGGAGACCGCUCCUAGGUAGCCUUAACGCUAUUUGGACCUUUAUCUGCUCCUUUGAAGGAUUUCCCCCCGUGGUCAAAUUGAAACUGCCUGAAGAGGUCCGAGAAGAAUUGGCAAGGUUUCUAGGGUUGAUUCCUUUGGCUUACAUGGACUUCCGUUGCCGCCUUAGUAGCUUGGUAACCGCUAGUGACGCGUCAACUACGGGCGGGGGUGUUACGGCUUCCAACAAGCUAUCGCCUGCGGGUUGUGUGGCAGCCCAGUGUCCUGUACGGGGGGAUGUGGUGGAGCCAACAGACAUUACGGGUGUGCUUACCGUGGGGUUGUUCGAUGGCAUCAGUGGGUUACGAGUUGCCGCUGACGUCCUUGGUUGGAACGUAAUGGGGCAUAUUAGUGUUGAGCGGUCGCCGGAAGCAGCCCGAGUUGUUGAAUCACGGUUUCCCAACACUAUUCAUGUGUCAAAUGUGCAGGACAUCACUGGUGAGAUGGUUAAAGACUGGUCCCUGAAAUUUUCUCAGGUGGGCCUCAUACUGCUGGGGGCUGGUCCCCCAUGUCAGGGGGUAUCAGGUCUAAAUGCUGCACGAAAAGGAGCGCUCCGAGAUGAACGUAGUGCUGUGUUUCAGCAUGUACCCCGCGUAAGAGAUUUGCUGAAAGCAGCCUUUCCGUGGGCCCAAGUUCAGACUUUGAUGGAAUCAGUGGCAUCCAUGGACCAGAGUGACGAGGAGAUCAUGUCGGCUAGUUUCGGUGCUACACCUUGGUAUAUUGAUGCUGGAAAUGUGAGCCUGGCUCACAGACCACGGUUGUAUUGGACGGAAUGGGAAUUGGUGGCUGAAGAGGAUGCCACUUUGGAUGUUCUUCCGUCUGGUUUGAAUCCCAACUUGAGGGUACAAGAUCUGGUGGAACGCACCGCACCAGGAAGUGAAACGGAUUUCCAGACCUACCUGCAGCGGCCUAUGAUGGGAAGCUGCCGACGGGUGGGGCACCUGGCUAAUGAGCUUAAGCUGGUUCGGAAAUUGUGCACGUUGAUCAGUAUCAAAGGUGAUGACCUUUUGAUUCAGCCGUCUACGGACGAUCAGGUCAAAUAUCAGAGAUUAAGGGCGUCCAUUCCAUCAAAGUUGUGGAAAUGGCGUACCAUCUGUGGAUGGACCUGGUCGCAACAAGCUGAGCAUAUUAAUGUGCUUGAGCUUCGAGCCGUUCUUACGGCUUUGAGGUGGCGGAUUGAACGCAAAGGAAUUACGCAUUCCAAGUUUGUGCAUUUAGUUGAUUCUUUAGUGUGCCUGCAUGCGUUGAGUAGAGGACGGUCAUCUAGCCGUAAGCUAAAACGUACCUUGCUUCGGAUCAAUUCCCUGCUUCUUGCGACCAACUCCCACGUUUUGUGGGCUUACGUGAAUACAAAGGACAAUCCGGCGGACGCCCCGAGUAGGCGGCCCCGGAAAAGAAAAUGGUCCAAUGCCUAA
Molecule: messenger RNA, 4566 nt
Organism: Cladocopium goreaui
Lineage: Eukaryota; Dinophyceae; Suessiales; Symbiodiniaceae
Source: the annotation of a GenBank genome assembly